Molecule: messenger RNA, 1238 nt
Organism: Pyricularia oryzae 70-15
Lineage: Eukaryota; Fungi; Ascomycota; Sordariomycetes; Magnaporthales; Pyriculariaceae
Exons: 2
Coding region: 216-548 (110 amino acids)
Biological process (GO): mitochondrial outer membrane translocase complex assembly; protein insertion into mitochondrial outer membrane
Cellular component (GO): mitochondrial outer membrane
Source: RefSeq, a predicted model, not a curated record
UGCAGUGACGUCUGUUUUUAGUGUCCGGGGUUACAUGGUGAAAGAAGCUCUCCGCCCAAGUUAGAAUCAACUUCCAGAGCUCCGGUAGCCCUCCGACUUGAUUACCACCGUGCGGCAAACGUCACCAAGGGACCUGCCAGCAUAGGUGUCUGAUUUCCAUUCCAUCUUUCACUCAAGAAAUUGUCGGUCGGUCCAAACGCCGAUAGACUGCAGCCAUGUCGGCGCCGACGGGAUCAUACAUCCUCCCCGAGCACGCGGCCCCCUCCGAUGAUCACGAUGACCUGGACUCGCUUCCAUCCAUCUCGACCAGCCUACUAGACUCCGAGCCCGACUCGGAGGCGCAGAGAGAAUGGGAGGAAAGUCUUGAGCAGUUGCAGCUGAUGCUGACAAUGGUCAUAAUACCGUUUACUGGCAAAUACAUGGGGCGCAAGUUUGCAUUUUGGAGCUGGGCGCGAUACAUGGAAUGGAUGCACAAUGUUGAAAUCAGAUGGACGAACAAGAAGGCCUUUGUGGCUGCCGGUGUCAUCGAAGCCGCAGCAACAUUAUGAGCAGAAGUCAUCAUCGUCUUAUACAUAUCCGAAUUGCACGAUACCCGCCGUUCACCUGUAAAAUACGAGCUGUUAUUUGAAUUCGCGUUCAGGCACAGCAAAUGAUCCCAUCGGCUCUUCGUUGCCACAUCUAUUUUGAUCGGCUCGGAAACUAGAACACUCUAUUUGGGGCUAUUCAUAGGCCGACAGUACACAAACUCCUCGAGUAUAGCGACGAAUACAUUUAUGCGCGGCAUUUCAACUGAUGCUGCUUCUUGCCACUCACUUCCAGGCCGGAAGCGCGGUCAUGGGUCAAAGGCCGACUUUUAUACCCGUCAGGAAAGACUGGUUAGGGGAGACGGUUUGGGGUCUUGAUACGACAAUUGCAUGCGCUUCAUUGUUAUAUCUGUCUCGUAUCGGGUGAGCUUUUCAAUUUAAGCAUCUGAGCCUCGAUGUGGCAAGUGGUAGACGCGUAACGAUAAGCUACAGAUAUAGAUUUUGCUUGGCCGAAAUACAAGCAGUCUGAGUUCUGGCUAUGGCCGCAAUCUGUUGCAUAGACCUACUCUAUAUACGAAGUUCAUAUCCCAGUCUGGCCCCGUAAACAGCCCAACUGCAGGGAGCUCCAUGUAAAGGGUACAACAGAAAUGCUCCUUAAAUGCGUCGAGUAGUGUCUCGAUCAUGCUACCAAUGAUACCAGUCCCUCAAGAUAGC